GAGAAGUGCUUUGGUUCCUUGGCUCCGGCCCCAAAGAGGUGGUGGUCCCAAAUGAGCCUCACCCCAGCACAAGACAGCCCCUCGGCCCCCGUGAAUGUCACUGUCAGGCACCUCAAGGCCAACUCCGCAGUGGUGAGCUGGGACGUCUUGGAGGAUGAGGUCGUCAUUGGAUUUGCCAUCUCUCAGCAGAAGAAGGACGUGCGGAUGCUACGCUUCAUUCAGGAAGUGAACACCACCACCCGCUCAUGCGCCCUCUGGGACCUGGAGGAGGACACCGAGUACAUUGUGCACGUGCAGGCCAUCUCCAUUCAGGGCCAGAGUCCGGCCAGCGAGCCCGUGCUCUUCAAGACCCCACGCGAGGCAGAGAAGAUGGCAUCCAAGAACAAAGAUGAGGUGACCAUGAAGGAGAUGGGGAGCAGCCAACAGCUGCGGACCGGCGAGGUGCUCAUCAUCGUCGUGGUCCUGUUCAUGUGGGCAGGCGUCAUUGCCCUCUUCUGCCGCCAGUAUGACAUUAUCAAGGACAAUGAACCCAAUAACAACAAGGAGAAAACCAAGAGCGCGUCAGAAACCAGCACACCAGAGCACCAAGGGGGAGGUCUCCUCCGCAGCAAGAUAUGAGAACCUUGUCAGUGCUUGCUCUGAGCAGCUCGGAAGAAACGCUAGAAAAGUGGGAGGAUCUCAUGGUUCUGACGAUGAUUCCCCAACAAACAAACAUCUGGCCCUCUCCACAUUUCCCCCUCCUUCCAUCUCCUCACACCCCCUGGCUUACUGUCCUCUCUCUUGGCUUCUCUCUGGCGCAUUUUCCUGAAGCCUCUUAGUAACCCCCAUCUCCAGAAGCACGUCGACAGUGACAGGGGCCAAGGCCGCGCUCAGAGGCAGGUCUACAGGAUGGGAGAGAACCAGCCAACGGGAUGGCUCUGCUGGGGGUGAAACCGGGGGGCCAGGGGGGUCGAGGGCCCAGCACCCAGUCUUGGCUGCUGAGUGAGGCCGAAGGCUGGGUUUGAGAAGGCAGAGAGACGAGACACGCAGACAGGGCUACUCCAUUCCUUCCACGCAGGAUGAAAGCCUGGUGGCAGCCCUUCCUUCUUGUGUCCUCCCCUUACUUCCAACUUUGCAAGAAGUCUGUUCGAUUA
Molecule: messenger RNA, 1133 nt
Organism: Neogale vison (American mink)
Lineage: Eukaryota; Metazoa; Chordata; Mammalia; Carnivora; Mustelidae
Gene: FNDC5
Product: fibronectin type III domain containing 5
Exons: 6
Coding region: 52-618 (188 amino acids)
Biological process (GO): positive regulation of brown fat cell differentiation
Molecular function (GO): protein binding
Source: RefSeq, a predicted model, not a curated record